Molecule: messenger RNA, 1011 nt
Organism: Pseudophryne corroboree (corroboree frog)
Lineage: Eukaryota; Metazoa; Chordata; Amphibia; Anura; Myobatrachidae
Product: paraneoplastic antigen Ma1 homolog
Exons: 1
Coding region: 1-1011 (336 amino acids)
Source: RefSeq, a predicted model, not a curated record
AUGACUGAAUUACGGAUACUUGAAGAAGUGACCAGUGCCGAUAUUUUUAAGUGGUGUCGGGAAAAGGGGGUGGACCCCCUAUGUAGUUUUGGAUUAUGGGGAAAUCUGUCUGGGGUGAGUGACGAAGCAACUUUACGAGUGGUGGCUAACAUGUAUGAUGUUAGUCAGCCCUGCCUAGUAGAUAGGUGGAGAGGAUCUAAUGGUGAUACAUUUGCUUUUUUGGUCAGCAACCGGCAUUCAUUAGAUCGAACCUUAAUACCAAUCCGAGUGGUAGUGGGAGAUGCUCCUGGUUGGAAGAUUCAAGUGAUAUGGCCAGAUGGGAAUGACUGUAUGGAUGAAGAAGCAACCUCUGGGGGAGACUCCGGGACAGGUGCGCAUGCCAUCGGGAAGUGUAUGACUACAGUUGGGGUGGAAGCAGGAGGUUCAGAGAAUAAAGAUGGAACCGUGGGAACCGGGGUUGAUGUAGUGGUGGAUAAGAUGGUCAGCCAGCUAGAACGAUGGCACUAUGAAGGGGGCUAUCGUCGAUUGAGGAUGUUCUCCGGGAUUAUUCCUGUGCCGGUGGGUGAAGAAACCUAUGACACCUGGCGGGAGACGGCUGUUCAACAUUCGGAAGAAUGGCAGUGUCCGGAACAUGUAAAAAGACAACGAAUAGUGGAAAGUCUCCGAGGUCCAGCAAUGGGGGUGAUUCAGGCUACUAGGAGGAGCAAGCCAACAGCUACCUUAAAAGAUUAUAUUGAGGCCCUGGACUUUUCCUUUGGUACCCUAGAAGAUGUAGGGGAUUUGAUGGCAAGACUACACCGAACUUACCAAGAGCCCGGAGAAACGUUGACCCAGUACAUAUAUAGGGUUGAUAGAUUGAUCUACAAAAUUGUAGACAAAGGUGGAAUAACUAAAGCCUCCGUAGAUGAGAGUCGCAUGAGGCAAGUGCUAAAAGGGGCGUUGACCAACAACCCAGUGGCCCAACGAUUAAGAUGCGUUCGGACUUCGGGGCCUCCACCCACGUUAAAUUAA